GAAAAAAUUUCCUUUUCAAAUGGCGCUACCUAAACUAAUACCCUUAUCUUAUGAUUGGAAGACUCCUCAAAAGGAGCAUGCCACAUCAGAUUUUUUUAAACUCAUACAAGAUAACACAAUUGAUUGGUGGCGACGGAAUCAGCGUAGAGACUUACCAUGGAGGCCUUAUACUGCCGAUGAAGCUGUAUCGUUUAAGUUCUGCGAUCCCUACAAAAUUUGGGUAUCCGAGGUUAUGUCGCAGCAGACGCAAAUGGGCACUGUAAUCAAGUAUUUCAACCAAUGGAUGAGCAAGUUCCCUUCAAUAGAGGUUUUGGCUAGUUCUACCGAGGAUGAGGUGCGGUGUGUAUGGUCCGGGAUGGGGUACUAUCGUCGGGCAAAUUAUCUCAGGAAGGGUGCUCAAUAUCUUGUUAAUGAGCACGUGAAAAAUAAAGCUCAAGGGGCUGUAACUUUACCGAAGACAUCAGCUGAGUUACUAAAAGUACCCGGAAUUGGGCCAUAUACAGCGGCAGCAAUUGCAUCAAUUUGCUUUAGCGAAACAUGUAUGUCUGUGGAUGGUAAUGUGUUUCGCGUGCUGUGUCGACUAAGGGGUGAACAACAAAUGGAUCCCAAGAUGCCGAAAAACUUAAAAAUGGCUUAUUUGUGGGGCCAACAGCUAAUGCGAGGUGAGGAAAAGGCUGUGUGCAAAUUUCCCGGAGAACUGAAUCAAGGUCUGAUGGAGUUAGGUGCGUCCAUUUGUAGGCCAAAUGGCCCUCCUUUGUGUAGUGAUUGCCCGCUGCGUCAACAGUGUGUUGCAUACUCUGCGUAUCAACACAAAGAAUUGCCCGCUAUUGAGGGUGUUAUUCCCCUCCACGGGACGUCUUCCCCUAAGCGCAUUGAGGAAGUCUUGACGGUGGUACACGAAUUCGCAAGUCCAGACCAUGCAGCGAGUCUGUUCAUAAUGGUGCAACGUCCUCCAAAUGGGUUGCUUGGUGGCAUGCCAGAGUUUCCCUCCCUCACUCUUAGCAGCAGUACUGGUGGUGAGACUCAACAUUUUUAUAAGGAGGUUGAGGCUUUGGCAUUUCUUUCAUGUGAAGUGAAAGAGUGCCCCUCUGAAAGCCCCUCGCUGCGCAAAGCUGGUAAAGUUAUACAUAUUUUUUCUCACAUUCGGAUGACGAUUCGCGUGUAUCAUGUCAAAUGGAUAGGAAAGCAACUAAAUCAAAUUCCCAAUUCCAUUGGCGAUGAUGACGUUAUCGCUCGCUUGGCUAAUGGUCUGGAUAAGGCAAAGGGAUGCAGCAAUUCUCGUGCCUCGAUUUUUCUACUACCCAUGGACAAACUCGCAUCGAUUGGUUCCAGUAAGCUUCUCUUAAAGGUUCUACACGCUGCUUGCGCAGCCGAGCGGUGCCAGGAGCCACAGGGUAAUGAACUAAAGAAAAGGAGAAUAAAAAAGUAA
Molecule: messenger RNA, 1429 nt
Organism: Phytomonas sp. EM1
Lineage: Eukaryota; Euglenozoa; Kinetoplastea; Trypanosomatida; Trypanosomatidae
Source: the annotation of a GenBank genome assembly